CUUUCGCGUCCGUUUCAUUUUCAUGUCGACCCACAUGGUGAGCAUGACUCCGUGUAAAGGAGUUUCUACGAAGUGUGACUUAUAAUUCUGCACCGUUAGACGGAGAAUGGAAGGGGAGAAGUUGGUGGGGAAGACCUCCAAGGUUGGGGGCGAUAAAAGUCCGAGCCAGGCUCAGUUCCUUCCGAUCGAUUUGGCGCAGAAGACGAAGUCGGGGUCGACGGAGACGAAGACCGUCCCGGUUCGACCCGUCACCAUACAGGAGAGGAGCGCGAAAGCACUCUCUUCAUUAGGAGUAGGCGCAGGCCUACAGCAGAAGUCUGCGUCAAACGUCGACAUCAAGGCAUCUAGCACAGCAUCCAUGCCUACUGCAUCCAACAGCAAUGUGAAGCCCAUAACAGUUGCCCUUGGAACACCUGCAGUAUCAGGAGGAGCCACCCUUACAAGAACAGUUCAAGCACAUGUGAUCCCAAUGACGGUUCCCUUGGGGAGCAUCCGUCCACUGACAGUGACGACAAUGGCAGCUUCUGCAUCAACUCCAGCCUCAUCUUCAACUACCACAGCUGUAUCAAAAGAGACUGUUGGAUUCCACAUUCCUGUAAUGGGACCUCAAGGCCAAACCACUGCUGCCAUUCUCACUCCAGCACAGGUCUCUGCCUUCCAUCUACCAAAAGGUCCUGCUGCUGUGGCGAACAUGGCCUUGGCAAAGACAGCAUUCGCUACUGCUGCACAGCCUCGAGCUGGUAUGACACCCAUCAUUGCUGCCAUGCAGAGCCCAAGUGGGGCCCCUCCACCCGGAGCAAUCUUGACCUCCACUACAUCCCCACGAUGGGCUGCUCCAUUUGCUCCCAAGGUUGGAAUCUCUUUCAGAGCAUCUACUACUCAAGCUGCAGCAGCCCCAGGAAUCACCUUGGUACCUGCUCCAUCCCUCACAACAUCAGCAAAUGUCCAGAUUGGAGAGAAGCUGACUACUGCUGGUCAGACUGGAGGAAGCACAACUACAAGUGCAGCCACUGUUGUCCUCACAUCCCGUGUGGAUCGUCACCAUCCACCUGUCCUCACAGUGACAACCACCAACACUGUCACAUUAGCGACUGCUACUUUGGCUAAAGUUACUUCAUCCCCCAUGGGAGUGCCUUCUCAGGCCAUCAAAUUUGGAAUCUCACCUGCCAUCCCUGUUGGAGGGGGGACAUCGAUCUCAGUUAAGAACGUGACAUCAAGUGUGGCGACGGGUAUUGCAAAUCCUCCCACUGCCCAUCAGGCCUCCUCCAAGGCAGGACCCAAGGUCAUCACCCAACCAGUUCACGUCCUCUCCUCAGUUACCCGAGGUCAUCACCCAUCAUCAGUCUCUUCUGAGCCUCUCCCCCUUACUGUGAAAACGAGACCUAUGAGCAUUGGGAUGCAGAUUGCAGGCAAGCCACCUCCAUUGUCAGGAGUUAUGGCACCAGUGCAAUUAGGGAAGGCAUUUGUUUCAGGGUCAUCCUCAAGUCAUGGUCAGGCAGGCCGUGCAAGUGCACUGUCUGGCAUCCCUGCUCAUCCUGAGGCCUCUCCUUUGCCACCUCCUGGCACUGAGGUCCUGGCAUCCAUUCCCAAAGCCCUGGCAAAAGAACAUGAGGUGAAGGUGGAGCCUGGAGUGCCUCACACUUUCAGCCUACCACCUGAAAGUGGGGAAGAAGGAAGUCAAACCCCUCCACCACUAGGUCAAGUGACUACACCCAAAAUCACAUCCAUGUCCCCCAGGCCUAGCAUCCUCCGCAAGCGGGAACCUGACAGUCCAUCUAAUGCAAGGAGAGCAUUGAAUCUGGGAGCACUUCCUCCAUCCACACCUCCUCUCCCUCCCCUUUCCCCUCAUCCAGACAACGUCUCCUCAGGAGGAUCUUCCACCAUCUCUGCUACAUCCUCUCCAGGGAUGAGUGAGCCAGUGACACCAGUGGAGGAACUGAUAAAGCAGGAGCAGCCAGAGGGCAUGAAUAUGUCCCAGGUUGAAUCCAUGCCUCUGAGUCCCCGCAAAAAACCCAGAAAGCAGCAGCUGCAGGGGACUGAGUUGCGGGAGGGUCCUCAGAGCCCACCUGUCCUUCAUCUUGAGAGUGACCAAGAUUCUGCCACUUCUGAUGCAAUGGAAGGAGAAGAGGAGGAGGAAGAAGAGGAAGAGGAUGAGGGAGAGAGAAGACAGAGGGGAAGAGGAGAGGUGAAGGAGGAGGAAGAAGGGGAAGAAGAGGAAGAGGAGACGGAGACAAUCGUGAAGAAACCCCGACUCUCCCUGCGAGCAAAUGAUGCUAUCACCUGGAAACCUCGCCAUCAUCAUUUUGUCCGAUUCACUGAUGUCAAGAUUCGAGAAGAUAAGCGUCCUUCUGUCCAAGAACUCUCAAAUGAGAGAAACAUCCAGCAGAAACUGCGUGGCUGGAAGCUUUUCCUUCUCCAAGCACAGAUUGAGGAUCUCUUGGAAGAGGAGAAGGAAUACGAAGAGAGACUGGGUCGGGUCAUGGAGUCCUUCCUUCGUGGUCGGCCUUCCCGGGAUUCCAAGCAGGAGACGAUUAUUGAACUCUUCCGAGCAAAUUUGCAGCGCUGCAAAGGUUCCCAGGAUCUCUUGCUGGAGGCUCAACUGAAAAUGAUGAAGAUCCUGGACCAUCGACCACAUCUCGAGGAAAUCAUCACCAAAUACUCCUCUAAAAGGAAUGCACAAAAGAGUCGACCCAAAAUUUCUUGAAAUGAGGGAGUGUUGUCAUUUUAUUAUGUUCCUAACUGAAUAUAAUCUGAAGUGUUUGUUA
Molecule: messenger RNA, 2765 nt
Organism: Darwinula stevensoni
Lineage: Eukaryota; Metazoa; Arthropoda; Ostracoda; Podocopida; Darwinulidae
Source: the annotation of a GenBank genome assembly